AUGUUCAAGCGCUCGUUUCGAAACCGCGACGCCAGCACCUCCCAACGGGAGGCUGCCUCGACGGCGAUGGAUUCGCAACACCGGGUGGACAAGUCUGCGAGACUGACGAGGAAGGGUGCCACACGGGAUGCCCAGAAAGUAUCGAAACUAAAACGGUCGCUUAAAGGCGAGGACACCUCGCGCAUGCAGUCAGAGCAGGCGAGGCCAGCCGACAAGUCCCUUGCCCCCUCGCCCAUCGUCACCCUCGUGGUGGGCAGGGAGGUGCGGCUGUUUGCAGCGCACGAAGACGUGCUGCGCCAGGCACCUUUUUUCGACAAGGUCCUGCGCAGCAACUACGUCGAUGCGCAGAAUAGGAAAAUCUCGCUCCCGGACGAGGAGCCGGAGGUCUUUAGCGCAAUUCUCGAGUACCUCUACAAAGGCGACUACUACCCGCGUCUGCAACACAACAAGCAGCGCAACUCUUGGGAACUCGAGGAUUCGCUCCCCCGUCGGGCCACACCGCAAACCUCCCCGACGAUUCACGAAUCACCAAAAAUCGGAGGUGGUCGCGCAGGGCAAACACCCCAGACCCCUUCGGCUGUCGAGGCGACCGUGUACCUCUCGAGUGUCGGCCAGCACCUGCUCCGCGACACGGUAAUCUACUGUGCCGCGGAGCGCUAUGGGCUGGAGGAGCUCAAGAAGCUGGCGCUGCGGAAGCAAGGAUUGCAGUCGGGCAUCGACGUCGGCACAAUCCUCCGCAGCGCGCAAUACUGCUACGCCAACACCCCCGACUCGGAUAGCCGCCUGCGCGCUCAUUACCUGGCGCUCAUCAUCCGGUGCCGCAAGACCUUCAAGCGUAGCGGCACCAUGCAGGCCGAGAUGGAGAAGUCCGGCAGCGACGUGUACGGCGAAGGCAGCGGGAAGCUCUUCUUCGACCUGUUCGUUGCCAUGUGCAACCACCUCGACGACGUCAUCGACGCGAGCAACGUGCGGACGCCGAAGACCAUCUGA
Chaetomium globosum CBS 148.51 is the source of this 990-nucleotide messenger RNA. RefSeq lists its product as uncharacterized. The transcript has a single exon. NCBI's taxonomy places the organism in Eukaryota, Fungi, Ascomycota, Sordariomycetes, Sordariales, Chaetomiaceae. Bases 1 to 990 code for a protein of 329 amino acids. The record is from RefSeq and is a predicted model, not a curated record. Gene Ontology annotation, molecular function: protein binding.